CUCUCGCUCGGCACUGCUUCUGGCUCCAGGAACUUGCAGAGCCCUAUGCAUUUCCCUUUACUCGAUCUCGUGGUCAUUCACCAAGAGAAUGAAUACAUGCAAGGAGAGUUUCGUCCCGUUGGAUUUAAUGCCAGGAUUUCCCUCCGAAGCAUGGUGGAAGGAUCACCGUUGUUUAUCCCACAUGUCCCUACGUCAAAACCUUACAGUGAAUUUCACUGAGCACCCACUAUCCCGACUAUGCCUCUCUCACCGCAGGUUGCACAAGAAAUCAGAAGCAUCGUCGAUGAUGCUGUUGUCGACCCUAACCACGUACCCGGAACGACUGUAGUAGUCGUCGACCGCAGCGGCACCGAGCACAUCGCACACUCUGCGGGGAAGCGCGGAAUAUCAUCCAACGAGCCAAUGACCAUGGAAACUGUAUACUGGAUGGCGUCCUGCACAAAAAUGAUCGUGGGAGUCGCAUGUAUGCAGCUGGUAGAGAGGGAUCUCCUCAAGCUGGAUGACUCUGACCACCUGGAGAAGUUGUGCCCAGAACUAGCUGACGUCAAGGUCCUGAGUGUAGAGGGGAAGCUUGUGGAGAAGAAACGAUGGAUCACUCUUCGCAUGUUGCUGACGCACACGUCCGGGUUUGGAUACGCAUUCUUGAACGAGCGAUUGCGAAACUGGAGUCUCCCUGCUGGGAUAGACGAGUUUUCGGGAAGCAUCCAAGACAUGAAGCAACCGUCGGUAUUCCAACCAGGAGAAUCAUGGGAGUAUGGUAUCGGCAUCGACUGGGCCGGCAUUGCUCUGGAGCGGGCUUCCAACACGAAGCUCAACGACUAUAUCCAGGUCAACGUUUGUCAGCCGCUCAACUUGCGUAGCGUCAACAUGGUUCCGACCCUGGAGAUGAAGAAGGGAUUGGCUUAUAUGCACUCCAGAGAGCGUGGAGGCAACAUCGUCGCUCGGAAACACCCUCUUCAUCUUCCGCUGGUUGUUAAGUCGGAAUUGGAGAACCACGCUUGCUUUAAAAGUGGUGGCGCUGGAAUAUUUGCAAACCCUCGAGAAUACACCCGCAUAUUAGCGGUCUUUUUGAACGACGGCACCUGUCCGCUCACGAAAGCUCGAAUCUUAAAGAAAGAAACGGUUAACGAGAUGUUCACGGACCAGAUUCCGGAUGUUCCUGGCUCUGCCGAGAGCGGUGUUCAAGGCGCCAAAACCAAGUUGAGCAACAUGCUUCCUGAGCUCUCUGCAGUUCUCGGUGGCUCGCCCCGAGGAUGGGGCUUGACGUUUAUGAUCUCAGGGGGCAAAACUGGACGAUCCAACAAAACCGCCUGGUGGGUGGGGUUGCCGAACUUAUUCUGGUGGUGUGACAGAGAGAACGGUGUUGCUGGGAUGAUCUGUUCUCAGAUUUUGCCGUUUGGCGAUCGAGCAGUUGUCGAACUUUGGUCUAAAGUAGAAACCACGGUCUAUGAGGGACUUCGUGCUACGACCAAGGAUGGACUUCCGUUGUGAGUCUGGUUCUUGUGUCGGGGUGGUGUCGAAAUGUUUGUUGUCUUCAACUGAGCACACACACAGAGUUUAUUACGCCCUGGCUAAGCCAUAAAGGGCUCUUACGUCUAUCUUACAUGCUACCAUUAUUGAUUGUCUACCCUGGUCUCAAAAUAAGCCCCAUAUAUAAGAUCCACUUCCGUCUGCGUCAUCUUUGAUUACUCCUUCCGAUGAUUGCGAUUUCUCGU
Messenger RNA from Colletotrichum destructivum, 1715 nucleotides. RefSeq names its product Putative beta-lactamase/transpeptidase. The record is from RefSeq and is a predicted model, not a curated record. The transcript is spliced from 3 exons. The coding region runs from base 238 to 1491 and encodes 417 amino acids. NCBI's taxonomy places the organism in Eukaryota, Fungi, Ascomycota, Sordariomycetes, Glomerellales, Glomerellaceae.